Molecule: messenger RNA, 783 nt
Organism: Magnolia sinica
Lineage: Eukaryota; Viridiplantae; Streptophyta; Magnoliopsida; Magnoliales; Magnoliaceae
Exons: 4
Coding region: 187-783 (198 amino acids)
Source: RefSeq, a predicted model, not a curated record
AACAAUUUACUAACCUUUGUUUUUUCGUUCAUUUAUAACUUCUAUUAUGUUACUUUAUUCCCCUUGUUCAUUUAUUAAUAUUUAGAAUCCAAUGAUGUGAAUUUAAUCUCUUUUACCUGUGUAUUUUUUUUCCCAUAGGUUUUGGCAGCAAAUAAUUUGUCACGGUGCCUUCCAACUCCAUUCAAUAUGCUAAGAAAAUUAAGCAUCCAAGUAGAUUUGAAAUCUCAAAGGCAGGCCUACGUUGUCAGCGUCCUACUCAAAAGAUGUCCUUACUUGCAGGAAUUGAUUGUCAAGCUCGAUGGCAUGGAUACACAUUAUCUGGAAGAACCCUAUCCUGAAUAUUCGGAUGUUGAUGAGCCCUUUUGCUGUCUCGACGCAUGCUUGGAGGAAGUAUGGUUGAGUAAUUUCAUGGGUUUUGAUUACGAGAUGGAGUUUGCAAAAUUUAUCAUGGCAAAUGCUCGAGUGCUCAAGAGAAUAACUAUUGUAGGGGAUGACCUUUGUGACGAUCUCAAAGCUGCCUUAGAAUCAAUGCAAAAGGCUUCUUCAUAUGCAUGUUAUGACUUCGGUUCAAAUGGGCGGGCUGAAGCAAAAGCAAUUUCAGAAGGGCUUUCUAGUUGCAAGCAGAUGGGAUUCACCAAGGUGGAUUUGUUCAAAGAUGGUGGUUCUGUGGUUGAGCAUAUGAACGAAGUCAGCAAUAUAUUGAACCAGAUCUCCGCCAUGAAGAUGGUCCUGGACGAUGAACUACACGCCUUACUAUUGCUUAGCUCCUUGCCUGAUAGUUAG